This is a messenger RNA of Glarea lozoyensis ATCC 20868, 1605 nucleotides long. Its product is annotated as MFS general substrate transporter. Gene Ontology annotation, molecular function: transmembrane transporter activity. The transcript is spliced from 3 exons. The record is from RefSeq and is a predicted model, not a curated record. The coding region runs from base 1 to 1605 and encodes 534 amino acids. NCBI's taxonomy places the organism in Eukaryota, Fungi, Ascomycota, Leotiomycetes, Helotiales, Helotiaceae. Gene Ontology annotation, cellular component: membrane. Gene Ontology annotation, biological process: transmembrane transport.
AUGGGUCAAAUCACCAUCCUAACACGGCUUCAAAUGCUACUAUCCAACAUCAAGGACAAGAAAAGUCCAAACCUAAUUCUAACAAUAGUCUGUUCAGCAGUAUUCCUGGACCUCCUGAACCUCUCCGCAAUAACAAUCGCCCUUCCCACCCUCCAAAAAGAAUUCUCCAUCCCAACAUCAAGUCUCCAAUGGGUGAUAUCCGCUUACGCACUCACGUUCGGUGCCUUCCUCAUGCUCGGUGGGCGCGGUGGUGAUAUGUUUGGUCAUCGCCCAGUGCUGCUAUUCGGGAUGUCGUUCUUCGCGUUGUUUACAAUGGUGUCUGCGCUUACGCCUAGUUUCAUUGGAUUGGUGAUUGCGAGGGCGUUUCAAGGGAUUGGUGCUGCGUUUACCAUUCCGAGUGCGCAGGCGCAUGUUGCGAUUUAUUUCCCGGAUCCGAAGGAGAAGGCGAGGGCGUUGGGUGUUUGGGGGGCGAGUGGGAGUUUGGGGUUUAUUCUUGGUCUGAUUCUAGGUGGAAUCUUGACUGACCUCUUGGGGUGGAGAUGGAUCUUCUGGAUCUCGCUUAUCUUGUCAGGAGUUAUUAUUCCAGCUGCCAUUGUCAUUCUCCCCGCCAGCCAGUCUAAACGCGAUGCUUCCCCAUCACCAGAACUUCCCAACGACACAAAUUAUCGCAAGAGUUUCUUCACCUCCUUCAAAGAACGCGCUCUCCGUUUCGACAUCCCCGGCAUCUCCCUCGGCCUCCCAGGAAUUCUCGUCCUAACCUACGCCCUCACCUCCUCCAACUCUGCCGGCUGGGGCUCCCCCCGCAUCAUUGCCACCCUCAUUCUCUCCAUUUUUCUGCUUCUCGCAUUCGCACUCUAUGAAUGUCGCGCAUCCUCUGCCAUUCUCCCCAUCCACCUCUUCAAAUCAACCAGUUUCAACCUAACCCUCCUCCUCGCAAUAAUCACCUACGCAGUCCGUCAAGCAUGCACCUACUUCCUCACCGUCCAACUUCAAUCCUACGGCAACACACCCAUCCACACCUCCGUGCUCUUCAUCCCCCUCGGCAUCAGUGCCUUAAUCGCCAACACCAUCGCAGGCCGUCUCGUCCCCAUCUUCGGCGCUCGCUUCAUGUUCGUACUAGGCUGGACUCUCUCCAUCCCCGGCGUCUUGCUAUUCGCGUUCAUUGAGCAAGAGACGUCGUACUGGCGGUACACAUUCCCCGGGAUGAUAUUGUAUAUUGCGGGCAUUGGAACGGUGUAUAUCACGGCGAAUUUUGUGGUUGUGUCGACGGCGACGAAGUCGGAUCAGGGUGCUGCGGCGGGGGUGUUUAAUGUUGCACUACAAGUAGGGGGCUCGGUUGUGGGACUGGCGGUUCUUACGGCUGUUGCGCAGGGGAUGGAGAGGAAGUAUGGAGGUGGUGAUGUGACUGAUGGGGGGUUGACGCAUGUGGGUUAUCAGAGUGUGUAUUAUUCUUGUGUUAUUCUGUGUGUUGUUGGUCUUGGGCUUAGUCUUUUUGCUAUUGAUGUUGCGGAGAGUAUGAGGGGUAGUUUUUGGAAGAAGGUUGAAAAGACCGAGGUGGUGGUUGUGGGUGAAGGAGCUACACAUGAGCUUGAUCACAGUUCUUGA